AUAAUUACAAUGAAUUUAAAAGGCUAUGAAGAUUUAGAUAAAAUCGCCAAUCGUCAUACACAAUUACCAAUUGAAAAUAAUCCUAUUGAAUCGAAUGUAAAUGAACAACCAUUAACCAACUCCCAUAAUCCACCCUUUCGUCGUUUAAUAUCCAUGUCCGAUCCAAAUAUCUAUAAUAAUACCGCCCAUCGUUCCGGUUUAAGUUUAAAUACGCGCGUUAGUCUCGGUUCCAUAUGUCUGAUACGCCCCUCUAACAGUUACUACAACAACAAUGAUAACGCCCACCUGAUGUCUGCCUCACCGUUACCAUUAUAUAAGAACUAUCGCAAAGAACGCACUUUACUGCUGACAUUUGUUUUUCUUUAUGUUUGUUUUCUAAUGAUUGGUGCUGUUAGUUUUCAAAUAAUCGAAACACCUGUUGAACUGGAGGAACGCAAUGAAAUUACAAUUUUGCGUAAUAAUUUCUUGUUGAAAUAUCCGCAAGUUAAGGAUGAUGACUUGGAAGAGUUCCUUAAGGCUGUUAUAACAGCCAAUGAUCGUGGCAUAUCACCACUGCGUAAUGCUACUAAUGAAAUGAAUUGGAGCUUUGGCCAGGCAUUGUUCUUUUCCAGUACAGUGGUAACAACAAUUGGCUAUGGACAUGUGACACCAUUAAGUCAAACUGGCAAAAUAUUUUGCAUGAUUUAUGCCGCCAUAGGUAUACCACUGACAUUGGUACUGCUAAGUGCAAUGGUGGAGAAAUUAUUAAUACCAGCCAAUUGGUUGUUGGGCUUACUCAAUUCGAAACUGGGCCAUUUGUAUCAACCCUUUAAUAUACGAGUCAUGCACUUGACUAUUGUUGUUAUAAUUGUGGCCGUAUUAUUUUAUGCAAUACCCACUGCUGUUUUCGCCUAUUUGGAACCAUCAUGGGGCGUUUUGGAUGCCUUCUAUUAUUGUUUCAUCUCAUUGACUACCAUUGGUUUGGGCGAUUAUAUACCGGGCGAUGGUGUAUCGAUUGAUAAUCGUUCUAUUUAUAAAAUGCUUAUUACAGCUUAUUUAGUAUUUGGACUCAUUGCUAUGAUGCUCGUGUUGACCAUAUUCUACGAUAUACCACAAUUGAAUUUGGGACAACUCUUUACCGAAAGUACCAAUGGUGAAACGGAAAAACUACGCUUGUCCGGCAACAAUACAACAUGUUAUUCGGGACCAACUGGUCUCUAUAUGCCGCAACGUAAUGAAGAUACACGACGUGCCAUUGUGCGUAUACGACCACAUGGCGAUGACUCACCCAGUCCAGAUGAGGCACCCUCAUCCUCAUCGCAAAGUAGAGAUUUACGAAUGCCAUAAAUAAACAAUUGUUAAAUGCCAGUCAUGUCAUGAUAAAUAAUAACUGCUCGUACUACUGCAUACAAAAAAAAAAUACAUAUAAAAAGCAUAAAUACAUAAAAAUAAUGUUAACAGGAAAUCAGUAUGGAAAAAAAAUUACUAGUCUUAUCCACAUACAUACAAGCAUACUAACACACCUACAUAAUCGUUUCACACACACCCAUAUAAGUAAUAAAGACAUUAAUUCUACUACAUAUUAAAUAUAAAAAAAAACAAUUCGAAUAAAAAGAGAAGAUUGAAACAAAGAAAA
Molecule: messenger RNA, 1615 nt
Organism: Calliphora vicina (urban bluebottle blowfly)
Lineage: Eukaryota; Metazoa; Arthropoda; Insecta; Diptera; Calliphoridae
Product: potassium channel subfamily K member 1-like
Exons: 5
Coding region: 10-1326 (438 amino acids)
Biological process (GO): stabilization of membrane potential; potassium ion transmembrane transport
Cellular component (GO): plasma membrane
Molecular function (GO): potassium ion leak channel activity; outward rectifier potassium channel activity
Source: RefSeq, a predicted model, not a curated record